GCCAGUUUCACAGUGCAGUCCCAGAACACCAAGUGCUCACAUGAUGAACAGGGUCCCAGUGUUCAGAUGUUGCUUUGUGAGUAUCUUGGGGUUUGAUCAUUGGCAGUCCUAUGCUUUUGUAUGCUAUACUGUAAUGUGAACUUGGCUAGAUUGCUGAUAAAGUUUUGCUCAAGCAUAAUGGGAAACCUGUUUUCUUAAUCCUUUUUGUUACAUGUGAUUGUCUGCUUUUCCUUUAUCUUCUUUAAUUCUUGUUUAUCUCCGUAUUUUCCAUAACACUGAUCUUUGUUAAAACAGAAUUUUUCAGUUUGACUAGUUUUAGCAGGCACAAUAGAUAUGAAUCAGCUAUUUUGGGGGGCUGGAUACAUUUAAACACUUUAAAACAAAAUUGAAAUGUAACGUUCUAGACUCCUGCAUCUGCUGUUUUACCAAGUCACGUGGCGUAAGCUGAUGCACCUGGGUCAGCCUGAAGCUCUUUGGAGGACAACAGCGGAGUGCCGAGCAGGACAAAUUGGGAGACGAUGCCCACGCAUGAUGAAGGUGUGAUGGUGGGGAAGCAGUGGCGGUCUGUGUGUAAGGGCCUGGUCCUGGGGACAGUGCUAGCUAGCUGCAUGAUCCUGUUCUACUGCCUGUCUGCUCCGGAGGUGCAGAUCAGCUUCCCUGAAGUUCCCGUGCCUUACUCUUGUGCCCGCCGGCCGUCUCCUGACCGUGCCUCCAGGGCGGGGCGGGGUUGGGCUGGCUGCGUGCCAAAGGUGGACGUCAUGUUCAUGAAGACGCACAAGACGGCCAGCAGCACCAUCCUGAACAUCCUGUUCCGCUUCGGCGAGAAGCAUCGCGUGAGAUUCGCCUUCCCCAGCAUGCGCAACGACUUCUCCUACCCCUCGCCCUUCCACCACUCACAGGUGCAGGGCUACAGCCCGGGUGCCUGCUUCAACAUCAUCUGCAACCACAUGCGCUUCAACGAGGCCGAGGUGGCCAAGGUCCUGCCGGCCGACGCUGCCUACGUCACCGUCCUGCGGGAGCCGGCCGAUCUCUUCGAGUCCUCCUUCCACUACUUCGGGCGCCUGAUCCCCUUCACGUGGAAGAUCUCCGGCGAUGACAAGCUGGCGGAGUUCCUCCGGGACCCCGAGCUUUACUACGAUCCAGAGGGUUUCAACUCGUUCUACCUCAAGAACUUGCUUUUCUUUGACCUUGGGCAGGACAACAACCUGCCUCCAAACGACCCGCGAGUAGAGGCGGCCAUCCGGGCGAUCGCCCGCCGCUUUCAGCUGGUCAUGCUCGUGGAGCACUUCGAGGAGUCGCUCAUCCUGCUCAAGGACGCCCUCUGCUGGGACAUGGAGGACCUGCUUUUCUUUAAGCUAAACGCUCGGAAAGGCUCCACCGUGUCCAAACUGACCCCUGAGCUCAGGGCCAAGGCCUUAGACUGGAACGCCAUCGACUGGAAGCUCUACCAGCACUUCAACACCUCCUUUUGGAGGAAAGUGGAGGUGUACGGGUGGGAGCGCAUGGAGCGGGACGUGGCGGAGCUGCGACGCAGGAAUGUGGAAAUGGCUGCCAUUUGCAUCGAGGGCGGCCACGCCGUGGACGCCGGGAGCAUCCAUGAGACUGCCAUGCAGCCGUGGCAACCCAUAGGCGAGAAGUCAAUUUUGGGAUACAAUCUGAAAAAGAAUGUAGACAAAGCACACAGAAAACUGUGUAGAAAGAUGCUCACCCCAGAGCUUCAGUAUCUAACAGACUUAGGGGUCAACUUGUGGAUCACUAAACUAUGGGGUCACAUUAGAGACAUUCUUCACUGGUAGAUGUGGGUAAUGGGCUAUAGCAGGCACAUGCUUGACCUCUGACCUUCACUGAAGAUUAUCACUGACCUCUGUAAAACAAACUGAAUCCUCUGUCUGUGUUACAAGAGAAUGGAGACUGCACACAAUUUUCAAAGUGAUGAGUGAUUGUGAUUUCCAGCAAAUUCCUUGUCUUAUUCAAUAAUUGGUCAAUGUUUUUUUUUUUUUUUUUUUUUUUUUUUUUAAUGAACUCACGUAUUUGCAGUAUAUAGUUGCUUUAGUCAAUCAAAAAUCAAAAACAAACAAAUCAUUGACACUAGUUAUAUGACCUCAAAUAGCUAUUUGAAGUCCCUCCUUUUUAUUAGGGUUUUUGGGUUUUUCUUUUGCCUUCUUUUUGCAUGUUGCCAAUGCCAUAUCAGUAAUAUUCUGACGAGUCUUGAUCACUGAAAUGACAGGUGGCUUCAGAGGGCACCAGGAUACUGUGUGUUCUUCUUUCACUUGUAAUAUGAAGAGCCACUGCUAAUGUGACAACUAGCUGUGCCUAAAGAAAAGAGCUGCACUGAUGAUGAUGUGUGCAGUUCAGAUCUGUGCUUACGGAGAGAGAACGAGAGAGAGAGAGAGUGAGAGUGAGAGUGAGAGUGAGAGUGAGAGAGAGAGACAGACAGACCUGGUGUAAAGGAGGCCCUUACCAAAUGUGAGAUUAUAGUUGCAACAAUAAAAUAAAAACUAACAUAACUGCUGUUAA
Electrophorus electricus (electric eel) is the source of this 2517-nucleotide messenger RNA. Lineage: Eukaryota; Metazoa; Chordata; Actinopteri; Gymnotiformes; Gymnotidae. The record is from RefSeq and is a predicted model, not a curated record.